UUUUCAGAAAAGAAUGCUUCCAGCUUGGGGAACAUCUACAGAAGCGACAGCAUCUCACGCUGGAUGGGAUGGAGAUGAUGAGGGCGACAUUCGUGCCGCUUAUACGGAGGAUGAGAAGAAGGAGAACAUCCCACCCAUCUCGCUCACCUCUGUGAGCACAAACGGUGCAUAUCCUGGGCAAAAACGAAGGAGAAGUGAGUCUGUCCGCACACUGAAGCCCGAGUGCCCUCCCGAAGAGACGCAGAGAUUGAGACAGCGACGAAGAAUCAGCGCGACUGAUGCGACGCAGAGUUCACGCACAAUGAAUGUCAUCGAGGAUCGAAAACCCCGUGUAAAUAGGGCCAGAAAGUCCCAAGAUGCUCCGUCCACUUCGACUUGCGGUUUUGAAACCCCUGUUGGCACCAAACGAAAAUCGAAGGCUGCCGAUUCUCAGAAGCCGCCGAAACAGUCGAAACUUCGGAAAAUCGAUGAAGCUUCAACGUCAAAAGCUGUCGAUAAUUCGUCAAAAGACGGGAAAAAGACCACGAAGCCAGCUGUAACUCAAAGCAAUCGCAGGAGAUCCGGGUUAAGCUUGAGACCGGUGCCGAUUGAGACUAUUUUCUCCGAGUCUUCUGGAAGGGAGUCGAGCACAGAAGAUGAAGCUGACGUGUCACAUCAACAACGUGUAGAGAAAAUCGCGAAAAAUCCGAUCAUGGUCGUCGUUCUUCCGCUCGGUCCUGGAAACUAUCCGAACAAUGAACGCAUCACUGUUGUCUCUACAUACAAGUCUCGUGUCAAUAAGAAUUGUAACGAAGCGAGAAGAGCACAACGGCAUGGAUCUUGGUCACGUAAAGGCAUCGCAUUCCCCGGGAUUCCGACGAAGAAGUUCACGAAAAGCGAUCUGGCAAAGUAUGGCGCUCACGCGUCGAACUGGCCAGCUCAAGCUGCAUUCAGGAGCGAAGAAGGCAAAAUAUUGAUUUACUACGAAGGAUGGACGUGCCUCACUCUGCACCGAUUAUCAGUUGAAGAAUGUGCAAGAACAGCGCCAACGAUUCUAGAAGAAAUGUCGAUUCGAGACAAGUUCAUCGAAACCGUGAAAUCGGCCGCCGCAGAAGAAGCAAAGCUAGUCGUCGAGAAAAAUCAAGAAAACGGAAUCGAAUUGACACUCGACGAGGCUCUGAAACAGAUUUUCAUCGAGCCCGUGCCACAGAGUAGUCCAGAAAAUGUGUUCUGGAUCUAUCAGGAUCUCAGCUACUUCCACACAAUGGAUAAUAGGGAUUUGGGAUUGGCACCCGUUUUCUAUAUUUCGUCAUACACUCAAUCCGUUCGCCCACCGUGCUACGCGUACACUGCAAUCAACAUCGUCGACGUGGACGCUUACAAAAGAUGUCUUGAAAGCCGUGCUAAUAUGAGUUUCGCCGACUUGACCGGCCAGAAAAUAUGGAUGCCCACGAGAAGUAAAGCGUGCGAGAAUGGGACGAAGUGCAAAUGCGACGCUAGGUUCAUGUUCCUCUACGAUCCCCACGAUGUCACCAAUCUGGAGUGUACACCGGACGGGAAAGUUGACUUCACGGAUUUCAAAAUUGACAAUGCUCGAAUCGUGAUGGAAUGCUCGGACGCGUGUGGCUGCAGUCUGGAUUGCCCACGAAGAUCGCUUCAACGAGGACAGCAGCAUCCACUCGCCGUCUACUAUGAAGGGCCUGAAAAAGGGUUCGGCGUUCGUGCUGCUGCAAACAUCAAGGCUGGAGAACUAGUGUGUGAAUACACUGGAGACGUGACACUGCUGCCGACGUCGGAUCCUGUCGCAAGUUCAUCGACGAAAACGGAUGAUGGCGAGGAACAAGAGAAUCCAGAGGCCCCGGAGAGAGUUGACUCAUCGUACGAUGCUGCGUUCAAUGCGAUGGAUACUAAGAUCAUUAUCAGUGCCAAGAAGACUGGGAAUAUCUCCCGAUUCAUCAAUCACAGCUGUGACCCCAGCUCGGUGUUCGUCGAAGUCUACAGUCGACGAUUCGAAGAAGAUCCACUGAUUCCACGUGUUGCAGUAUAUGCCAUCAAGGACAUCGCUCUAGGAGAAGAGAUAACGAUUGCAUACUACGAGCCCGGUAUCGAGUGGAAACGGUCGAGUGUCAAAUGCCGGUGCAAAUCGACCAAGUGCAUGGGAACCCUUCCUGCAUUCUGAAAGUUUCUCCCCUAUACAUCUUCAUUCUUAAUUCACUGUAUGACAAUUAACUUUUUAAUCUUUUUUUCUGCUUUUUUCCCUGAAGAUCUCCCCUUUUCUUCCGACUUUAUUCAUGUUUCCUCAAUUGCACUCAUUUCAUUAAUUUUUUUCAUUUUUUUUUCCGCUCGAGUUUGUUAUUUUUGCCCAUUUUCUCUUUUUUGUAAAGUUUUUCAUUUUUCUUUUUGAGAUUUGAAAAGAAAAUUGAAUUUCCUGAAAAUAUCACUUUUCCCCCCAAACACACUCAUUUCAUUAACUUUUUUUUCCUUUUUUUUUCUUUUUUACAAUUUUUCUGUUCUAAAAAAUCAUUUUUUGCUCAUUUUUGUAAAGUUUCUAUCCCCCUCAAACACACUCAUUUCAUUAACUUUUUUCUUUUUUACAAUUUUUCCGUUCUAAACAAUCAUUUUUCCGCCCGAGUUAUUUCAGGAAUUUUCGUCCACUACAUUUCAUUAAUUUUCCCUCAAGUCUUUCAUUAACUUUUUUUCCCAAUUUUCUUGUAUUUUUUGCUCAAUUUUUUCAUUUUGGUUAAGUUUUUCUUUUCGUCGAGAUUUGAAAAAAUUUAUAAUACUUUCGCAUAAAACAAAAUAAAAAUAAUUAGGCCAGUGA
Molecule: messenger RNA, 2800 nt
Organism: Caenorhabditis elegans
Lineage: Eukaryota; Metazoa; Nematoda; Chromadorea; Rhabditida; Rhabditidae
Gene: set-25
Product: Histone-lysine N-methyltransferase set-25
Exons: 8
Coding region: 14-2158 (714 amino acids)
Cellular component (GO): chromosome; nucleus; nuclear lamina
Molecular function (GO): histone H3K9me2 methyltransferase activity
Source: RefSeq, marked reviewed